Messenger RNA from Dreissena polymorpha, 1132 nucleotides. Its product is annotated as presenilins-associated rhomboid-like protein, mitochondrial. Bases 38 to 1021 code for a protein of 327 amino acids. The transcript is spliced from 5 exons. The record is from RefSeq and is a predicted model, not a curated record. Gene Ontology annotation, molecular function: serine-type endopeptidase activity. Gene Ontology annotation, cellular component: membrane. NCBI's taxonomy places the organism in Eukaryota, Metazoa, Mollusca, Bivalvia, Myida, Dreissenidae.
ACAUGGAAUAGUACAUGUUAAACGCCGGUUGAUAAAGAUGAUGUCAACCAUUAAAUUUUACAGGUUGUUGUCACCCGUACAAUCAAGCAAGAUAUUCCAAGGCUGCACUAAGAGAAAUGCAACAAAUACCUCAAGACAGUCAAAGAAAUCUACUGACAAGAAAGGUCAAGAUGUGGAAGUGAAUGCAGAGCGACCCCAGACCAGCACAAUAGUUAAACAUGUGGUCUACACAGCGGUUGCAGUGCCAACCAUAUUUACUGGAUGUGCAAUCUGGCAGUAUGAGCGGAUUCGAAAUGAGAGUUUCCUACUUCGGCAUCAACGUUGGCAACAAAAAGAAAUGGGAAUUCGUGAUCAUAUAAAUUCAAUAUGGAACUCUCUAUCACCUGUUCAGAAGUUCACAUACACGUUUGUUGGAGUGAAUGCAGUUGUGUUCCUGAUGUGGAGAGUACCAGCACUUCAACCCUUUAUGCUCAGAUAUUUCACCCAUCUGCCUGCAAAAUCUCAUUCAGUGCUAGGAGGAACCUUAUGUGGCCUGAGUCACUCAAGCGGUCUCCACUUCUUGGUCAACAUGUACGUGUUCGCCUCGUUUGUGCACCCAAUGAUGCCACUGUUUGGGAAAGAACAGACGCUGGCCGUAUUCCUGGGUGGCGCAACGUUCUCUUCUUUGGUCAGUGCCAUCUUCAGGCUGUCAACAAAGUCCAUGAUACCUUCGCUGGGUGCCUCAGGGGGCAUUUUAACGCUAGUAGCGAUCACGUGUUUGACGUUUCCGGAUUCUAAGCUAGCCAUAGCCUUUGUGGACCAAAUUAUUCCGCACUCAUUUUCGGCGGAAUCUGCAGUUAUAGGCAUUGUGUUAUUUGAUUUGCUGGGUAUAUUGUUGCGGUGGAAGUUGCUUGAUCAUGCAGGUCAUUUGGGAGGGGUGGCUUUUGGAGUGUGGUACGCGAAAUAUGGACAUGAAUUUUAUAGGGACUAUAGAAAUAAGUUGUUACAAUUCUGGCAUGGGGUUAGGACUGGUAAGAAUUAGAUCGAUGUAAUUUUCAAUGUGUGAAUAUGUUUGAAAGUUAUGAACUCUGUAAUUAUUUUUUAUAUAUGUAUAUAAAGUUGUGAAUACCUUAAUAAAAAGAUGUGAUUUUGU